This is a messenger RNA of Clarias gariepinus (North African catfish), 2136 nucleotides long. RefSeq lists its product as uncharacterized. Lineage: Eukaryota; Metazoa; Chordata; Actinopteri; Siluriformes; Clariidae. The record is from RefSeq and is a predicted model, not a curated record. The transcript has 5 exons. The coding region runs from base 119 to 415 and encodes 98 amino acids.
CCGAGGAAAGGCAUGGCCGGUCUGUCAGAGCCUGGAUCUUCUGAAAUGGAAUAGAAACUUUCACACUCUUACACUGCUGCUGAUCAGUCAGCCUGGAGAACAUCAGAAACACUGAAGUAUGAGGACAGAGGGGAGAAACGUCACAGUGCUCCGGCAUGGCAACUUCUCACAGGUCUUCCCUCCUGCCCCAGCCUGGCUUCCCCUUACUUCACACAGAAACGGUUCACUGGUGGCAUCUCCAGCCUCAAACUCUGAGAGGCCUAAACGCAGUGGGAUCAUACCAGGUAUGAUAGCUGCAGGGAUCUUUAUAAUCCUGCUCCUGGCGCUCUAUGCCGUUCUGUGGAAAUGUAUGGUGUCUCCACCCAAAAGAGGCAAAAAGAAGCGGAUCUUAAAGGGAGCCAGGGUUGCCGUGUGACCUCUCCGAUGUCAGGAGCCGUAUUUCUAUGAGCAGACAUUUAUUAACUGGGCUUUAAUGAACAGAAGUUCUAGACAUGGCUCUGACAAAAAAAUCCUUGAGUAGGUUAAACUACUGUAUUUUGCAGACUGUGGCCUAAUCAGGAACAAAAAAGUGCUGUCAUGGCCACUAGAUAGCAGCACUGUGUAUGAUUUGGCAACAUUCCCUUGGCGUCAACCAAAAACGCAAGUAUGGACAUGAACUAAAAUGAAAGCUGUUGUAGAUGUUCUAUAAAAUGUUGCUCUUUAUUUCAAGUCAUUUUAAUCGCACCUGUGCUGCUUACCCUACUGGAUGCCUUGGAAGUGUUUAUCCUCUAUAUGAAGUGUCAGAUUACACAAGAGGAAAGGUGUGUAGACAAGCAUGGUCCCGUCCUGUACACUGAAAAACUGAUUCAUGUAUUAGCAUUUUUACAUUGAAGGCAGAAUCUCCAUUGAAAUAUUUUUGUUUAUUUAAUGAUUAAAGAAAAUAAUACAAAUUGGUAUGUUUUUGUUAAGUAUAAAGGCGUGAGAAGCAAGACUGGGGAUGAUUUGAUCCUUGAUCUGAUUUUCGUUUGUUCAAGAACGCACAUGUGAAACACAGAUGAAAUGGAUUAGUUACUCAAUUUCUUUUGUUUUGUUUUAUUUUAAAAUGCUUUUGCUUUUUUUAAUUGUUGAGCUAUUGAUGCAUAUUAUAUUUCAAGCCCGCAAACUAAUCCUCACCAGUUCCCAUUAAUAGUUGGGGAUUUUGCUGCUUCUUUUCAUUUAUAAACUCCACUAUCAAUUUAUAUGCACAUUUUAAAGAAAUGGAAAUAGCAUCAAAUGCCUUUUGAGUAAGAUAUUAAUUUUACUGAUGAUAACAGUCGUGAAACGGCCCUUAAGAUGGCGGCGGGGAUUUGACCAAGGGGAAGUCAACAAGACUGUUUUUACAAAACAGUAUCAGAACACGGAGGUAUUUUCUCCCAAACAUCCCCUUUGGCCUAUGUGAACUCUGCACUACAUGAAGGGACACAUGUGUGUGUGUGUGUGUGUGUGUGUGUGUGUGUUAUCCCGUAGAGCACUGGAGCAUAGAUCUUGCUGGGUCAAAGUCUUUGUGCCUUAGACAUGUUAAGUAUAUAAAUAGUAAAAAUUGCAAUAUACUUUUUAUUUUAUUGCAUGUAAUGCAUUUUGUUCCAUUUUAAUGUAACUUUAAUGAAAAUUCAUAUAAAUAAUAAAUCCUGGAAACAUAAAUUGUGAUUAUUUUUUAAUAAAUUACUGUAACAGCAGGUCUCUUGCUUUCAUAUUAUCAGCUCGCUUAUUUAUUCCUUUUUGGGUUUAAUUUCUGUGUUCUGUCUAACAAUGAUAACUCAUUCACUGCAAGUGAGCAUAUUGUGGGUUUUUUUGGGGGAAAAAAACUGUUAAUGAUGUCAGAUGCAAAAAGGAGGGAGCGAACAAUAUGUAAAUGAGAGUAAAACUGAAACCAGAAAACCACCUCAUUUGUGUUUCCAUGUCAAGUACAAUGCUGGUUAAAGAUCAAAAAAAGACAAAAGUUCCAAAUACAAUCAGGAGUGAAGAUAUGUGAAGAUAUGAGUGUGCAUAAUGUUAAAAAGGUGAAAGGUGAAAAGGUUUAAAAUGUUAAUAAUCCAUACAUAUAAACAGACUUUUAAAUAAAUAAAAAGAACUCUCAACUUCAGAACCAAAUUCUGAUUAUUUCAUUAGCCUGUUUUU